Molecule: messenger RNA, 2098 nt
Organism: Stylophora pistillata
Lineage: Eukaryota; Metazoa; Cnidaria; Anthozoa; Scleractinia; Pocilloporidae
Product: protein SPMIP7
Source: RefSeq, a predicted model, not a curated record
GACCAGACGGUUCGCGUUCCAGAACAAGGCUAUUAUCACAAAUUAGAUUCUUUAUCAAAAUCUGUAACUUCUGCCGAAUCCAUUCACAACAGUCAACGUAAAAGAUGUGUAACUGGUGAUUUAAAAUACUUUUUUUUGGUUUUGGUGGGAUGGCUACGGCGGUGAAUACUUCCUUACCCCGGCCGCCAUUCGGCACAUUUCGUCUCCAUCUCUCCGAAGACCCUAUCGCCUUGGAACAGCGAUUUAGACGGCAACAGGCAUCCGGAAAGUUUCCAGCAACGUUCCACACUUACGAUAUAGCUUCAUUUCAAGAGAAAGAUGAAGCAUAUUUUCGCAGAUUUGCCGAGAAGGGCGAGCGUCGCGCCGACGCACCGAGGCGAAGCGAUACACCAGUUGUGGAUCCAACAAGUGGUUUCACCUCAGUCGGUGCCGACGCGGAAGAUGGAAAUUAUCAACAAAUUGAUCCUCUUGUGAACAAAGAUCAUAGACCGCAGUCCGCCAUACCAUACGGACGACCGAUUGUCUCUCCUAUUCCGGGCUUGAGGUCGCAGAAUGCUCCAUGGGAGGCGAAAAGCAUGGAAUUAGAGCAGCUUCUGCAGCAACCUAGCCAAUUUCCUGGAUUCAAAGAGGCAAAGGAACUCUCCCAAAAAGUUCCAGCUAGUGAGCUACUGAAAAACAAGGAAUGGAGGGAUGCAGUGGCAACAAGAUCAUUCUAUACGUCAGAAACUCAAAAGUUGUACAGUGGAGUAGAUUGGAGUUCAAGAAUUGCUCCAUCUGUCCCACCACCUAUCACCACAGUUGAGUUGCAGCCAGACAUGGUAUCCUACAGAUUUACCUCAAAAAGAUAUUCACCCAAAUCAGAACUUUGGCAGAAAAUUGGCAGCAGACCACACAGUUGGGAUUUUGUUCAGUCACGCAAUGGACACCAUGUACAUGGACCCAUUGAUUUCUGCAGCCCAAGCAAAAAGACAGGACAUAUACCAGGAUACAGUGGCCACAGCCCUGGAUUUGGUCACAGAGACCAUCCAAGGAAGACUUUUACACCAAUUGCUGUGGUGCGGACAUCACAACCAAGAUUCACAGACACUGCAAGGCGUGGCAAUAUUCCUGGUUACUCUGGCUGUGUGCUGUUUUCAGCGCAUCAUCCUACGCACAGUAAAGAACCAGACCCAAAGGCUACCACCACAGCUAGAAUUCACAGAACACUCAAAGUUCCAACUAAAGUUCAGUUGUCACCGUUUAGACACAAGGGACCGAUGUCCAAAAUGGUGACUUUAACUCGACCAUACAAUCCAUUUAACAAAGUUUAGGACAUGUGAUAGGUUUGAUGUUCAAAAGGAGAAGUAACUGUGUAGUGUGUGUUUGAAUAUUAGGUUUGAGUUUGAGAAGAGUCUACCCUCUCGAUACCACUUAAGUAAUUAUGUGUUACAAUGACGCGAUGAAAGAAACGUGGACUAGGUACACUGUAGAGGUUUUAGCACCGUGGCUGCAGUUUCAAGUAGUACUUGUCCAUAGAACUAUGUUUCCAUUUGGUGAAGCAACUCUAGAAUUUUAAUACCAACUUCGCCUUAUGGUUGGCACCGCGUUGUAGAUACAAAUCCGGCACCAAAACGCGCGUAUCACCAUGAAAAAUGGAGAAUCAGCUUAGUCACCAUUACUAUCCGCUUUGAUGGUUUAACUUUUAACUGGUAGAAACCAGUAAUGAAAGUAUCACUGGAUUGCACGGGGUUUGCUUCACUUAAUCACCCAACUAGAACAAUUUUCCAGUGAGUUUCGAUCGUUAUCCAGGACCAGGUGAACUUAUUUUUGAUUUACCCUGCUCUGUGAUUGGUCAAGAAAACUCGCGCCAUCCUCUCUACCAAUGAGAUAGGUCGCCUGCGUUUUCCCGCCCUUCACUUUUUCUCGAGUUCUCAUUCGCUAACGAUGAUGUUUUCCUUUGAUAUGAUUGGACGUAGUGAAGACUGCUUUCGGUUUUACGAUACUCAAUCUACUUCCAUCGAGUAACAGAACUAGUCAGGGUAUUAUUAGUAAAAUUUACUUAUUUUUAAAGAGGUUUUUACCACAUUUAACAGGAGACUAAAUCAAAAUUCAGAUUUUA